UCUGGGACUAUCAACGAGCACUUUCCUGUCUUUGAAAGAAGACUUCUUUGGCUCGCCUUCAUGUCGUUUUCCAAACCAGCGCCUUUGAGGAACAGCAGAGGUUUGUAAGGGCGCCGGAUGGUCGGCAGACAGACGCUCCGGAUGGACGGCGGCAGCUGCUCCGGGGCGGCGGUGGAUGACAGCCCGGCGUCCAGCCCCAGCUCCAGCCCGAGUCCGGACGGCCGCCGCCGGGAGCUCCACCGGGCCAGGGUGCUGCAGACGGCCGGGCUCGGCGGCAGAGGCCGGCCGGCGGCGGCCAACGCGGCCCGGGAGAGGAGCCGGGUGCAGACCCUGAGGAACGCCUUCCUGGAGCUGCAGAGGACUCUGCCGUCGGUGCCGCCGGACACCAAGCUGUCCAAACUGGACGUGCUGAUCCUGGCCACCACCUACAUCGCGCAUUUAACUCGAACUCUGCAGGAGGAAGGCGCGGAGGAGGGAGAGAGCACCAAGACUGAGGCGUUACACUCCCUGAAAGGAGACGGAUACCUGCACCCUGUCAAGAAGUGGCCAAUGAGAUCCAGACUGUACGUCGGAGCGAGUGGACAAUUCCUGAACUCUUCAAACCCUUCAGAGGAGAAUCAAGGCCCGUCAUCGUCCACAUCUCAGUAACAUGAACCAUCUACAUCCAGCAGUAUAAUUAAGUGCAUGAUUUCAUGCUUUAUUUCUACUGCAGCCUGUCCAAUUUCCACGGAAAGCAAUACAGUGUGAAUUAAUAUAUUAAGUGAAUUUAAUGUAUAGAAUUGGAGUAAACGUGUUCUUUAGGCUCAUUCCGUUUGCAUUGUGCAGUUCCACACAUGUGCCAUGGUUCAUCUGCAGGAAUUCCACGAGCCCGUCAUGCUUGACUUGUGCACUUUCAGUGGAGACAUUUGCACUAAAUGCAUGUGUGAAUAACUUAUCAUCUGUCAUGUGAAGUGGUCUGUCAGGGAGCCGACAAUGGAGGCUC
This is a messenger RNA of Salarias fasciatus (jewelled blenny), 982 nucleotides long. It is a transcript of the gene tcf24, whose product is annotated as transcription factor 24. The transcript has 3 exons. The record is from RefSeq and is a predicted model, not a curated record. Gene Ontology annotation, molecular function: RNA polymerase II transcription regulatory region sequence-specific DNA binding; DNA-binding transcription factor activity, RNA polymerase II-specific; protein dimerization activity. Lineage: Eukaryota; Metazoa; Chordata; Actinopteri; Blenniiformes; Blenniidae. Gene Ontology annotation, biological process: regulation of transcription by RNA polymerase II; developmental process. The coding region runs from base 118 to 648 and encodes 176 amino acids.